AUGGGCUCGUACAAUCGCCGCGCGCGCAAGUCCCUGCCAGAUCGCAUCCGAACCGCCAAGAAGCACGUCCCAGACGCGUGCCGCAACCGAGUCGACGACGUCCUGCAUCCGCAUGACCCCAAGACCCCCCUUGAACCUCGGUGUGAAGACGACGUCCUUGCCAUAGCACGACCUCCUCUUGCCGCCGCGGACAAAGUCGGCGAGAAUGCGAUCAAGCUCCUUGACGACCUCGAGCGGUGGGAUGUCGGCGGAGAGGAUGUGCAGAAUCUUGGGAAUGGCGUAUCGGUUGACGUAGAACGCUCGGGUGUGGUGUGUGAGCCCUCGGUCCCGUGCCGAAUCGAGCACCGCUUCGAGCCGUGCGACGAGAUUCACGUUGGCGAGUUCGGUGUUGCCGGUGGGGUCGAAGAUAGGCCGAUCCACUCGAGCGACUCGCCCUCGGCCUUGACGACGAGCGGACGAUCGCCAGUCCAGCGACCCGAUGGGUAG
This is a messenger RNA of Microbotryum saponariae, 486 nucleotides long. Lineage: Eukaryota; Fungi; Basidiomycota; Microbotryomycetes; Microbotryales; Microbotryaceae. The record is from the annotation of a GenBank genome assembly.